AUGUCAUUCACGAUUUCACUAAUUAUCGGUGAACUUCAUUUGCCGCUCGAGAUUUGCUCUGCUGAUACCAUUUCUCAGGUGAAACAAAAGAUACAAAACAAAAAUAGCAUUAAGAUUGAAAACCAAGAAUUAUUUCUCAGCGGUAAAAAGCUCGAAGAUAAUAAAACAGUAAAAAGUUAUAAUAUUGGCUUAGAUGAAAAAAUCAGACUCGUUCAAAAGACUGAAGGUCUCAUACAAGUAUUCAUUAAGGGUGUUGAGGGCAAAUCAACAGCUAUUUUCAUCAAACCAACUAGUACCGUACUUGAAUUGAAACGAAGCUAUAACGAGAAGGAGAAGAUUCCAGUAAAAGAGCAGAGGCUUAUACAUAGCAGUAAACAGUUAGAAGAUAAUAAAAAACUGUUAAACUACGGAAUUAAACACGAUUCAACUAUUCAUCUUCUUAUGAGAUUGCAUGGAGGUCUUUGA
Messenger RNA from Dentiscutata erythropus, 465 nucleotides. Lineage: Eukaryota; Fungi; Glomeromycota; Glomeromycetes; Diversisporales; Gigasporaceae. The record is from the annotation of a GenBank genome assembly.